UAAUGAUAAAAACAAGUGCAAAAGAAUGCUGUUGCUCUCCACAUUGCAUCUCAAGUCUCAACCCAGCCGGUUUGAAUAGAACCAGAGGGAGGCAGAAAGAAAGAGAGUUUGUCUUCAUUUUUAUGAUGGAACCCACCGGCAAGGCGGUGGUUGUGAUAACCGGCUGUUCAAGCGGCGGCAUAGGGCACGCCAUGGCUCGUGAGUUCGCCGCCAAGAACUGCUUGGUGGUGCCAACGGCUCGAUCCCACGCUGCAAUGCGGGAUUUUGAGAAUGACCCUCGGUUCUACCCUCAUGAACUCGACGUUCUGUCCGACCAGUCUGUGACGCGUCUUAUCUCCGGCGUUCUUCGGAAGUUCGGCCGGAUCGAUGUUCUCGUGAACAACGCCGGAGUGCUCAGCAUUGGACCGCUGGCUGAGAUCCCUUUAUCCACCAUUCAGCACACCUUCGACACCAAUGUGUUUGGGACGAUGAGGUUAGUUCAAGCUGUGGUUCCUCACAUGGCAUCCAGGAAAGAGGGAAAGAUUGUUAAUGUAGGCAGUUGUAUUGCUUUAGUUUCUGGAGCAUGGGCUGGUGCUUAUAGCUCAUCCAAAGCUGCUCUACAUUCUUUAACAGAUACCUUGAGACUGGAACUACGGCCUUUGGGGAUUGAUGUGAUCAAUGUGGUUCCUGGAGCAAUUAAGUCAAAUGUAGGAAACUCAGCACUUGCGAGGUAUGAUGAUCAGAUGCCAGAAUGGAAGUUUUACAAAAGAUUUGAAGCGGCAAUUAGAGGAAGAGCCCUCCUCUCCCAGGUACCACGGGCGACCUCUACUGAAGAGUUUGCAAAACGGACUGUGACAGCGGUGCUUAAAAAGAACCCCCCAGCUUGGUUCUCAACCGGUCACUAUUCAACAAUUUCAGCAAUCCUCUAUCACUUGCCAUUGUUCAUCAAAGACUUCAUUCUCCGCAAAAAAAUGAUGAGUUGAAAUCUACAUUAGAGUUUCUGAAAUCGGGAACCCUCCUUUUCUAAAGAUUUGUGCAUCAUAGGUUGAAUUUCAAGAUUGGGGUGGGUUGGAGGAGCUGGGCUAUAUCCUCCAAUCCAAAUUUGGAAAAACAAGUCUGCGUGAGAUUUUUACUAAAGAGAUUUAAAUGCAAGAAUUGUAUUGUUUACUACUGUAAAUCAACUCCAUAUAUGUGAUUAUGUGAAUGUGUUGAUAACUUGAUAUAUAUCGUCCCCAGAGUUGUCAAGAAAGUCCAACAUCUCAAACCCCGCUAGUGCCAAGGGUAGAGUAGACAGAGAUCAAGUUCAGGUAUGUUUCCAGUUUUGAUCAACCGAAAGUUCUGUAUUAGGAUGUGGUUCCAUUUUGAAUAGUUCUAAACCGGAUUUCCAAGUAGGCCUGUCAAUGGGUCGGGUCCGGGUUGGAACAUAGUGUUCCAGACCCAGACCCGCUAAGUUAGUAAUGGACCCAGACCCGACCCGUUUACCCCGGCGGGUCUGAAAAUUUGGACCCAGACCCGGACCCAACGGGUCUCGGAACCGGGUCGGGUAGACCCGCCAAGUAUGAUACCGUUAUAAAUUUUGUGAAAACAACAAGACCUGUAUGUGAAAUGUAAAGAAAAGUGUGUAAACUAAUAAGCAAAAUAUAUCUUCACUUUUUCAAAAAAAUUAAAGGUUUCUCAUAUUAUUACUUUUAUGAGUUUAUCCAAUAAUGUAUCAGUUCUUGCGUAUAACUCCACACUAUGUGUCGCUUUUUCUCGUGCAUAGGGCUUGUAGAAUAAACUUCAAAUUAAGUCACAAAAGGUGUCUUUGACUAUAGAGAGUAUAAAAACAUAUUGUACAGAGUGUAUGAUAAUGAUAUAAUAAUACUACGUAUUAAUAAUAAUAAUAAUUAUUAUUAUAAUGAAUAUUGUGCGUUGCUUACCGAGCCCAAUAUACAUUUUAUCACUAUGAAUAAACGGCCAAAAUGAGUAUUAAUUUUAUUCUAUCACACUAUCUCAACCAGUACACUUAUAUUUUAUGGAUUAUUAGGUAAAUGUGUGUGUAUUAGUUUGUAUUUUAUUAUUUGAAGUGUUAUAACUAAUCACUUUAUGUAUUAGUGUGUUUGUAUUCAAAUAAGAAAUUUUAAACGGGUCCGGGUCCUUAACGGGUCGGAAUCAUAUGUACCGUACCCGACCUGUUUAUUAGAUAUACUAACGGGUCCGGAUCCGGGUCUGGGUAAACGGAAUAAAAUAUAGACCCAUACCCGUUAAAAAUAACCGGGUCCGGGUCGGGUCCGGGUCUAGACCCGACCCAUUGACAGGCCUAUUUCCAAGCUAUGGACAGGCAUAAUGAAUAGUGCAUACAUUCCUAAGUUCACUCAAAUACCUACUACCCAACUAGAUAUUUUCUGGUCAAAAUUUAUUCAUCAUUUGUAAUAAUGAGAAAUUAAGAAUUAUUUUAUUCAUGAGCAUUAAAUGAAAAUCCAAGGGUAAUAGAAACCUUGAGGGCUAUAUUGCAACCAUCGAAGUGUAAUUAGAUCCUUUCUCCUAGGCAUGAAUUGAGUUCACUUUCUAAAUGUUUCUUAUUAAACUCUUAUGAAAGCAUAAACGUAUCAUUAUAGAACUUUUGGAAUACAGAAAAGAAUAAAUGAUAUUGGUUGCUUGACAAUAUUGAUCAACAUAGAAAUUCUGACACGGAAAAAUGUAUGCAUAUUCUCGUAAGGAAAAUUAUCUCGCAUAUGACUAAAACAUCAAUCAUUUCCCAAUAUAUGAGUCCUUGAGUUUUUUUCCCAUAUUAAUACGUGCAUGAGUAUUAAUAGGAAGUGUUUUACUCCUAUACAUUUGUUGUCAUAUUAUCAGAAAUCUCAUUAUUUAGUCAUAUUAUGGGAAAUCCUCUAUGUUUUGAUAAUAUUUCCGUAAUAAUCCCUUUUAUAUAUAAAGUAUUCAAAAUGUGGGGUACUUGAACAAUUUUACAUUUGCUCAUAGUAAUGUUAUGUAUGAUAUUCUGAGAUACAAUAUAAUAAUUGUUGUGCAUGUGUGCAAUGCUUUUAAAUACGUAGUAUAUUAUAUUGGUAUUAAAUAAUAUGUGGUGAAUUUCGAAAAUUAAUUGUGUAUGCAAAUAAUAUAUGUGACAUCUUUUAUUAUUCAUUUAGUGUGGAGCUAUAUGGAGUUGAAUAUAAGACAAUUAAGUUUUAGUCUUUAAUCCAACACGAUAUAGUAAAUAUAUGUAUAAAUGUGUAUGAACAAGCUCUUUUUACGUGGAAACCCGAAAGGGAGAAAACCACGGGACUUUUUAGGUUAACGUCCAAGCCCUCUCAUUCUCAUUAAUCUCUCAUCACCAUUACAAGUUACAAGGUAUUGAGCUCCCAUUCAUGGAGUAUUGUAAGCUAGCUAGAGAGAAGGAAGAAGAAUAAGCCAAGGAAAAAAGGAUCCCUAAACAUGUGGGAAAGCCCCAUAUUUAUAGGGGAAAGGGAGUAGGGUAAAACCUACCCUAAUGGGCCAAAUGAGUCGAAAAUGGGCCCAAAGGCCAAAACAGGCCCAAUAGGCUUAGAAUGGCCUCCGCCAUCUGGGCUCUGAACUGGGGUAAUAUCUUGGACCCUUGAACAGUAGUAGGCUGGGAUAAUAUACCUCAACAAGUCUUAUUACUCUUAUAUGGUUGAUUUGAUAGAAAUCUAUGUUGACUCUCAAAGUGUGAGUUUGUUACAAAUUAACAAACUAUGUGAGACCGACAUUGACAUAAUUGUCCAAAGAUUGAGAUGAAAUUUGAAAAAAAAAUUACAUAUUAAAUAAAUGAAGACUGUUUACAAAAAUGUGAUUAGUAACAGGGGUAGUAAUGAAAUCAUAGUAACUUAUGUUCAUUUUUUAAGCGUAACUUACAGUGAUGCUACAUUGUAAUAACUAAUAGUCAUACUUGUGUAAAUAAGUUUUAUUUUAAUAAUAUUUUUGUAAAAAAUCCUUCGAAACACAAAAAGUGUAUUUGGUGAGUCAUACCAUUGUACUAAAGAGAUACAAUGAUGAUAUAUUGUAUUGAGAAUUAUCCAUUGUACUAUAAUUUUACAAUGGUGUUAUUAUUAUUAUUAUUAUUAUUUUUUUUGAUCGAGAAUUACCCCGUUGUACAAG
This is a messenger RNA of Cuscuta epithymum, 4074 nucleotides long. NCBI's taxonomy places the organism in Eukaryota, Viridiplantae, Streptophyta, Magnoliopsida, Solanales, Convolvulaceae. The record is from the annotation of a GenBank genome assembly.